Messenger RNA from Plasmopara halstedii, 171 nucleotides. RefSeq lists its product as uncharacterized. The coding region runs from base 1 to 171 and encodes 56 amino acids. The record is from RefSeq and is a predicted model, not a curated record. NCBI's taxonomy places the organism in Eukaryota, Oomycota, Peronosporomycetes, Peronosporales, Peronosporaceae. The transcript is spliced from 2 exons.
AUGCCCAUGGCUCAGUGUAGUCUCGAGCCAAGCACUUUGACCAAAGCUCACAAAAGCUCCCAAAAGCUAGCUGUAACGCGGAUCUUAAAUUCCAGACAAUUGCCAGCGCCAGCGUCAAAUUAUAUUGGCGAUCGGUUUGUCAAGAUUAUGUGUGCAAAAGUGGCGGUGUAA